Oncorhynchus keta (chum salmon) is the source of this 1515-nucleotide messenger RNA. RefSeq lists its product as uncharacterized. The transcript is spliced from 6 exons. Bases 22 to 1515 code for a protein of 497 amino acids. NCBI's taxonomy places the organism in Eukaryota, Metazoa, Chordata, Actinopteri, Salmoniformes, Salmonidae. The record is from RefSeq and is a predicted model, not a curated record.
GAGUAUAUACAGGGAUAUGACAUGGCACAGGUUACAGUGGAGUAUAUACAGGGAUAUGACAUGGCACAGGUUACAGUGGAGUAUAUACAGGGAUAUGACAUGACACAGGUUACAGUGGAGUAUAUACAGGGAUAUGACAUGGCACAGGUUACAGUGGAGUAUAUACAGGGAUAUGACAUGGCACAGGUUACAGUGGAGUAUAUACAGGGAUAUGACAUGACACAGGUUACAGUGGAGUAUAUACAGGGAUAUGACAUGGCACAGGUUACAGUGGAGUAUAUACAGGGAUAUGACAUGACACAGGUUACAGUGGAGUAUAUACAGGGAUAUGACAUGGCACAGGUUACAGUGGAGUAUAUACAGGGAUAUGACAUGGCACAGGUUACAGUGGAGUAUAUACAGGGAUAUGACAUGACACAGGUUACAGUGGAGUAUAUACAGGGAUAUGACAUGGCACAGGUUACAGUGGAGUAUAUACAGGGAUAUGACAUGGCACAGGUUACAGUGGAGUAUAUACAGGGAUAUGACAUGACACAGGUUACAGUGGAGUAUAUACAGGGAUAUGACAUGACACAGGUUACAGUGGAGUAUAUACAGGGAUAUGACAUGGCACAGGUUACAGUGGAGUAUAUACAGGGAUAUGACAUGGCACAGGUUACAGUGGAGUAUAUACAGGGAUAUGACAUGACACAGGUUACAGUGGAGUAUAUACAGGGAUAUGACAUGGCACAGGUUACAGUGGAGUAUAUACAGGGAUAUGACAUGGCACAGGUUACAGUGGAGUAUAUACAGGGAUAUGACAUGGCACAGGUUACAGUGGAGUAUAUACAGGGAUAUGACAUGGCACAGGUUACAGUGGAGUAUAUACAGGGAUAUGACAUGGCACAGGUUACAGUGGAGUAUAUACAGGGAUAUGACAUGGCACAGGUUACAGUGGAGUAUAUACAGGGAUAUGACAUGACACAGGUUACAGUGGAGUAUAUACAGGGAUAUGACAUGGCACAGGUUACAGUGGAGUAUAUACAGGGAUAUGACAUGGCACAGGUUACAGUGGAGUAUAUACAGGGAUAUGACAUGGCACAGGUUACAGUGGAGUAUAUACAGGGAUAUGACAUGACACAGGUUACAGUGGAGUAUAUACAGGGAUAUGACAUGGCACAGGUUACAGUGGAGUAUAUACAGGGAUAUGACAUGGCACAGGUUACAGUGGAGUAUAUACAGGGAUAUGACAUGACACAGGUUACAGUGGAGUAUAUACAGGGAUAUGACAUGGCACAGGUUACAGUGGAGUAUAUACAGGGAUAUGACAUGGCACAGGUUACAGUGGAGUAUAUACAGGGAUAUGACAUGACACAGGUUACAGUGGAGUAUAUACAGGGAUAUGACAUGGCACAGGUUACAGUGGAGUAUAUACAGGGAUAUGACAUGACACAGGUUACAGUGGAGUAUAUACAGGGAUAUGACAUGGCACAGGUUACAGUGGAGUAUAUACAGGGAUAUGACAUGGCAUUGUAA